This is a messenger RNA of Fusarium coffeatum, 1026 nucleotides long. RefSeq lists its product as uncharacterized. Bases 1 to 1026 code for a protein of 341 amino acids. NCBI's taxonomy places the organism in Eukaryota, Fungi, Ascomycota, Sordariomycetes, Hypocreales, Nectriaceae. The transcript has 5 exons. The record is from RefSeq and is a predicted model, not a curated record.
AUGACAUCCAUCUUCCUUACCGGUGCUUCGGGUUACGUCGGAGGUCAACUCCUCCACCAAUUGACCCAGUCUCACCCAGAGUACAACAUCGUCACCCUCGUGCGAGACAGCCACGCCGCCGAGACCGUGUCGCAGGCGUAUCCCAAGGUGCGCACUGUGGUCGGCGACUUGGAUGACAGCGAUCUUGUGAAAAGUGAAGCUGAAAAGGCUGAUGUUGUUCUGAAUGUCGCGUCGAAUAAGCAUGUUGGGUCAUUGAAGGCUAUUCAAGAGGGAUUGAAGAGCAAGGACAAGGCUUAUUUGAUUCAAAUCUCUGGCGCAAGUCUCCUCCCCAUCAAAGAUCUCUCAUCACCCUCCUUCAAACCCGGCGAACCCUCAUCCGCUGUGUUUGACGAUCUCAAAGAUGUAUCCUCAAUCCUAGAUCUCAUCCGCUCCCACGAGGCUAGGGCUGUAGACAACGCCAUUCUCAAAAUCUCCCAAGAAACACCCUCCAUCAAAACCGCCAUUGUCUUCCCUCCCAUCAUUUACGGCAAGGGUGAAGGCCCUGUUAAGCAGCGCAGUGUGCAAAUCCCCGCUUUGUCAAAGGUUGCUAUUGAGCGCGGUCAUGCGGUGAGGGGUGGAAAGGGUCUGGCUGCUUGGACGAAUGUUCAUGUCGCUGAUCUUGCGAGAUUAUUUGUUCUUCUUGCUGAGAAGGGUGAAAAGGGUGAUGACAGCGACAAGAUCUGGGGAGAGAAUGGCAUUUACUUCCCUGGUGUUGGUGAAAUGACAUGGGCAGAAAUCUCCGACAAGGUCGCGCAAGCAGCAAAGGAUCAAGGACAUAUUGAUACACUAGAAGUAGAAGAACUAUGGAAGCCUGAGCUCGACACAGCUUUGCCAGCUGGAUCAGUCUUUUUCGGCAGCAAUGCCAGAAGCAAGCCUGUUCGCGCCACUGAGGUUCUGGGCUGGAAGCCUAGUGAGAGUGGGUUGGAUAAGGAAAUCCCUAGAGCUGUGGCUGAAGAGGCUGAGGCUAAGAAGAAGGCCAACCUCUAA